AAGAAUUCAUUUAACACGUCUUUUUGUAUUGUUCCCUUUUGUAGUUUCUAAGUAAAAGUUGUUGCUACGUAGUAAGGGCCUAAAGAGUCGGGUGACAGGUGUGAAAGCUUACGUUGUCCCUGACUUAAUUUACAUCGGAGAAUAAAAGUUUGUAGGUUAUGUUACAAAAAAAAAAAUUCAAAAAAAGAAUACAGUAAAUUAAUGUUUUCCAAAUGACUAAUUUGCAGUUUACCCUGGCCAUAAUAAAACCUCACAUAGUAAAAAAUCCGGUUUCUCUGGACGGCAUACGUAAUUUAAUAUUCGGCGCGAAUUUUAAAAUAGUUAAAUCCCAAAGAACAUGGAUUUCAUCUAAACAAGCCGAAUACUUUUAUGAAGAGCAUAAGGGAAAGUUUUUCUAUAAUAGAUUGGUAACGUUUAUGACAAGUGGGGAAUCAGACUUAUAUGUCCUAGCCAAAGAAAAUGCAAUCAGAGACUGGAGACUCCUGAUGGGCCCAACAAAAGUAUUUAAGGCCCAAUUUGAGGCACCGGAGACCAUCAGGGGCAGAUUUGGCCUAUCUGACACAAGAAAUGCCACACAUGGCUCUGAUUCACCAGAGUCUGCUCUGAGGGAAAUAGGAAUAUUUUUUAAGGAUUUAGAUACUGUCAGGAGCCUUCUAUGAUGUAGGAAUAUUCAGAUAGAUGUAGAGUUAAACUUAGGGCUUCUGAAUUAAUUUGAAGAGCAGCCUUUAAAAAAGGUAUGACAAAAUUGUUUUUGACUAUUAUAAGUAAAAACACUGGUUAACUAAUGCAGAAAAAAAUUAUAAAACCAGUCAGAGCAGAAUUAUUUGGUUUAUUUAUAUAUUCCAUUUAAUUUGUCAAUGGUAAACCAUCUUACCAAAGAUAAUCAAAUAAAGUACAAAAAUUUAUUAAC
Molecule: messenger RNA, 910 nt
Organism: Anthonomus grandis grandis
Lineage: Eukaryota; Metazoa; Arthropoda; Insecta; Coleoptera; Curculionidae
Product: nucleoside diphosphate kinase 6-like
Exons: 3
Coding region: 213-659 (148 amino acids)
Biological process (GO): UTP biosynthetic process; CTP biosynthetic process; GTP biosynthetic process
Molecular function (GO): nucleoside diphosphate kinase activity
Source: RefSeq, a predicted model, not a curated record